GUCUGCUCGAAGCAGAAGAAUCCAAAUGGAUUCGAUAGAACAACAGUUAGCUCAUUUUUGGGGCCACAUAGAGACUCAACGUGAUAAGCAACUGAAAGAAAGCGGGGAUGAACUUGAAAAGGAAAUCGAAAAGGAGCUCGAUACACUUUUACGAACGUUGGACCAGUCGAUGGAUGAGGAUAAACUAAAGUUAGAGUUAGAAAUCGAACGCAUUAUGGAGAUGACGCAUCAAUUUCGCGAAGGGAUCGAGAUGUGGCAGCGUAAAGCUGAGGAUGGAAUUGCCUUGAUCAAGGAAAAACAGCGUUCAUUGGCGGCACUUGUUCAAGAGACCUCUGCUCGAACUAGCACACGUCGCGACGAAAUGCUUCAGCGCCAAAAGCAGCGUACUGAUGAGUUGCGUGAGCUAUGGCGCGAGAUUCUUGCUGAAGCUGAAAGCUCCACGGUAGAAUAAAAAAGGGAAUAACAACAAAGAAUUGCUUCCCUUUCCACUAACUUAUCAUGUGCGUUGUCAGAAAUUUCCUUUGAAGGUGUCUAUAACCUUUCAAUUUUUACACGAGUUCUGAAAGAAGUACACAGACUAUAGAGGAAGGGAUCUCAGAUUGCAUUCAUUUUGGUCUUAGUCUUAAAUGUGUAUUUCAGACAAGCUGUCUGGUUUGUAUUCUAACGAGAUUAUGAGUCAAGCGCAGGAUAAAAUAUCGCUUAUAUUGUUGUCGUUAUCAUCAUUGUUCUUCAGGUUUUUUUUCUAUCCUAUUAUUUCAAAUUAGUAUCACUAAUAAUAUUGUAAAGAUAGAGAUAUCGAGAGGUACAUAGUUUCUUCCUCUUAAAAAAUCUUUAUCCCUUUGCCUUUUUAAUAUUCAAACCAUUUUAAAAGAAGAAAAUCAAAAAAACGCAUAUAUAUAUAUAUAUACAUAUAUAUUAAAAUCAGGUCGAAACUAUUCGAGUCAUGCAGUUUGGAUCCUUUCAACGUGCUAUGUUUCUUUCACGACGGUUUUCUUCUGCCACAGCGUUGAGAUGCCCUACAUAUUUUCCCCAAUACAGUGGGGCCCAUCGGUUCGUUACAAGUUCAUCGCAGCCCUUUAAUAAAGUUGUCUCUGGCUUUCUGCCCCGCCGUCGUGCAGAGUGCGUUUCAGGGUUCCUGGGGUCUGCAUCCAUUCCUUUUGCGAUAUCACCGACUUUUACUAGUCGCCGCUUCCAGUUCAGUUCUUCAGACCCGCAGGAUUACUACGCCACACUCGGCGUCAAACCAGAUGCCACGCAGGAUGAGAUCAAAGUCGCGUACAAGAGGCUUGCCCUUCAGUACCAUCCAGAUCGCAAUCGCGAACCUGGCGCAGAGGAGAGGUUUAAAAAAAUUUCUGCCGCCUACAGCGUUCUCGGACGAAAGGAUAAGCGCGAGCUCUACGACAGUCAGCGCUCCGUUUUCAGCGGCGCGGGCGGUCAGGGCUUCCCAGGCGGCUACGCGAGCGAAGUCCGCCACGGAGGUUUUACCUACCGGCAGAUGUCGAAAAAUGAGGCGGAUGAACUCUUCAGGGAGAUGUUCGGAAAUAUGAACCUCGACCAGAUCUUCCGAAGCCUAGAGGAGGAGCUCUAUCGCAGCAGUGUACGACCGGGAAGUGGUAUGGGCACCAACCUUGGCCGCGAUCCCUCCGGUCAACCGCAUCAUCCCUUUCACUCGUUUGAGUCCUGUAGCGAAACGGUGAACGUGUUCGUCGACAAGGAUGGCAACCGCGUGGAGGAGCACACAUACACUGAUUCAAGCGGGAAUCGCUACUCCGUUCGCCAUGCUGUCGGAGCGGGAUCAGAUCCUACUAUGGGCGAAAGCCACGAUCACGCACACCGCACCGACGGCGCGCGGAAGUUGACGUAUGAUGAUUUGCCCCUUGACGGGUAUUCGCGCUAUGGGAAGUUUAAGUACCGGCUGGGGGGGUUUCGCUUUCAAGGGCGUGAUCCGAUGAUAGCGUUUUUAACACUGGAGCUUUGGACUUUUUCGAUUAUUGCAGUUUUUGUGACGGUCCUAUACUUUCUUCUAACUCAUCCAAAGAUUUUACUUCUCGUGCUCUUUCUCACGCUUAUCGGUCGAUUAGGAGUUAGAAAGCUAUAAAGGUGAUAUGCUGAUUUAUUAUGCUUUUCCAAUAAAAAAAAUAAGUUUUCACCUUUUCGAUGCAAGUUUCAUUACUCUUGUUUUCAUCCAACUGAUUUUUUCUUUUGUUUUACGUUUCUUUAGUGUAGGGUAGCUGAGUGUAUGAUUGUUAAAGCUCGAA
Phytomonas sp. EM1 is the source of this 2258-nucleotide messenger RNA. Lineage: Eukaryota; Euglenozoa; Kinetoplastea; Trypanosomatida; Trypanosomatidae. The record is from the annotation of a GenBank genome assembly.